This is a messenger RNA of Sapajus apella (tufted capuchin), 1792 nucleotides long. RefSeq names its product ameloblastin (gene AMBN). The transcript has 13 exons. Gene Ontology annotation, molecular function: structural constituent of tooth enamel. Bases 306 to 1643 code for a protein of 445 amino acids. Lineage: Eukaryota; Metazoa; Chordata; Mammalia; Primates; Cebidae. Gene Ontology annotation, biological process: odontogenesis of dentin-containing tooth. The record is from RefSeq and is a predicted model, not a curated record.
UGCUAUCAAGUUCUCUGAAUAAGUACAGGGGCUGUAGUACAAUUAAAAGUAAUGAGAACCUGCUGAGCCAAUGUCCCUGCACGCAAUAAAAGGGUGUAGACUAAUUGCAGGAGCAGAGAUUCCUUCCCCCUCCCCUGCCAUUUUCCUUCACUUUGAUUGGUGGAUUUGCACUUUAAAUAAAGGUUCCUGAUCUUCACUGAUUGAGAAGUACAGAGCAAGUCCCACGCACAGUCCUGAAAAAAAAUUUAAUCUUCUUUUCUUAGAACUAUCUUGUUUGGCAUCAUCAGGCCCUGAGAGCACAGUGCAUGUCAGCAUCUAAGAUUCCACUUUUCAAAAUGAAGGACCUGAUACUGAUCCUAGGCCUUCUGGAAAUGAGUUUUGCAGUGCCGUUGUUUCCUCAGCGAUCUGGAACACCGGGUAUGGCUAGUUUGAGCCUUGAGACAAUGAGACAGUUGGGAAGUUUGCAGGGAUUAAAUACACUUUCUCAGUAUUCUAGAUUUGGCUUUGGGAAAUCAUUUAAUUCUUUAUGGAUGCAUGGUCUCCUCCCGCCACAUUCCUCUUUUCCAUGGAUGAGACCAAGGGAACAUGAAACUCAACAGUAUGAAUAUUCUUUGCCUGUGCAUCCCCCACCUCUCCCAUCACAGCCAUCCUUGAAGCCUCAACAGCCAGGACUGAAACCUUUCCUCCAGUCCGCUGCUGGAAUCGCCAACCAGGCCACAGCACAGAAAGCACUUCAGCCUCCAAUUCACCUGGGACAGCUGCCCUUGCAGGAAGGAGAACUGCCUCUGAUUGCGCAGCAGGUGGCACCAUCAGAUAAGCCACCAAAGCCUGAGCUCCCAGGAAUAAAUUUUGCUGAUCCACAAGGUCCAUCACUCCCAAGAACGGAUUUUGCUGAUCCACAAGGCCCAUCACUCCCAGGAUUGGAUUUUGCUGAUCCACAGGGUCCAUCUAUUUUCCAAAUAGCCCGUUUGAUUUCUCGGGGACCAAUGCCACAAAAUAAACAAUCUCCGCUUCAUCCAGGAAUGUUUUACGUGCCUUUUGGAGCAAAUCAAUUGAAUGCCCCUGCCAGACUUGGCAUCAUGAGUUCAGAAGAAAUGGCAGGAGGGAGAGGAGGCCCAAUGGGCUAUGGAGCCAUGUUUCCAGGAUUUGAAGGCAUGAGGCCCAGCUUUGACGGAAUGCCUCACAACCCAGCUAUGGGCGGUGACUUCACUCUGGAAUUUGACUCACCAGUGGCUGCAACCAAAGGCCCUGAGGGAGAAGGAGGUGCACAAGGCUCCCCUAUGCCAGAGGCCAACCCAGACAAUCCAGAAAACCCAGCUGUCUUUCCAGACCUAGAACCUGCUGCCCACGCAGGGCUCCUUGCUGUCCCUAAGGAUGAUGUUUCCACCCUGCCAAGAAGCCCUUCAGGGAAGAGGAAGGGUGCCCUCAGCAUCACCCCAGCAGCUGCUGACCCACUGAUGACACCUGAAUUAGCUGAUAUUUAUGGGACCUAUGGUGCUGACAUGACCACAUCCAUGGAUUUCCAGGAAGAAGCAACCAUGGAUACCACAAUGGCCCCAAAUUCUCUGCAAACAUCCAUGCCAGGAAACAAAGCCCAGGAGCCCGAGAUGAUGCAUGAUACUUGGCAUUUCCCAGAGCCCUGACAGCUCUAAGAGAUUAGCUACUUUCUGUAUGCACAAGCUUCCCAGCUUUGUCCCCACAGUGUACCUUUUUGCUAAAACACUUAUUACCCUUCUGCAGCAAAGGCAUUAAAAGUGCUAAGCACAUACUAAUAAACGCAAGUGGCUAGAAA